This is a messenger RNA of Zygotorulaspora mrakii, 672 nucleotides long. RefSeq lists its product as uncharacterized. NCBI's taxonomy places the organism in Eukaryota, Fungi, Ascomycota, Saccharomycetes, Saccharomycetales, Saccharomycetaceae. Bases 1 to 672 code for a protein of 223 amino acids. The record is from RefSeq and is a predicted model, not a curated record. The transcript has a single exon.
AUGUCUACAACUCAGUUACGCAAUGGACCAAAAUUUUCCAAGCCAUUGGUGGAUGUCAUCGAACCUUUGCAGUUCCAAUUGAAAGAUUCGGAUACAAUUGCGACUGCUUUCCCAAUAUACUCUUCAGAUGAUGUUCCAUUGACACUACUGCAAUAUAUGCAUAAUGAGUUGAAUCUCGAGAUUGAAGAUGGUAAAACAUAUCCCCAUCUCGAGCAAUUCUCAUGUAAAGAGUUUUCCGAUUACUGGUUUUCAUCGUUCUGCGUUAUUGUCUUGAAAACGAACAAAUUAACCAUUGAUCCAGACCAAAGUGACUGGAGUGAUGUUUUCCAGGGGACUUUCUACAUCAAACCAAAUUAUUUGCCUCGUUGCUCUCACAAUUGCAACGCAGGAUUUCUUGUAAAUCAUAAACAAAGAAAUCAAAGAAUUGGCUAUAGGCUGGCCCAAGUCUACUUGAAAUGGGCGCCUUUAUUAGGUUAUAAAUAUUCAGUUUUCAAUUUGGUGUUUGUCACUAAUAAAGCAAGCUGGAGAAUCUGGGAUCAAUUCAAGUUUGAUAGAGUGGGAAUAAUUCCUGGCGCAGCUGUUCUAAAGAACAUUGAAGAGCCGGUUGAUGCAAUCAUUUUUGGUAAAGAUCUAACCAAAAUCGAGCCUGAGCUAUUUUCUGACUUUCCAUGA